AUGUCCGCCGCAGGAGACCAAGAGAUGCCCCUCAAAUCAGACCGUUACUGUCGGAUGGUGGGAUGGGUCCGCAUCCUCUCUAUCAAUGGUGGUACCACCGGUGCCUCUGAUGGCCUUCUCGUCGGUGUCGUCCUCACCUGCCUCAAGACCUCCCUCUGCAAGCUCUCCGGCGACCCCACUGUCCGGAUUGCCAACUUCUUCACCCACGGCCCCGACGGGCAACUGUUCUUCUCUGCCUCGAGACAUCCACCCAACAUAUAUCUCGAGAGUAACACAUUGAUCGGGGUUAUUCCAACUUCCAUUGGUAACCUAUCAUCACUCACACGACUCUCCCUCCUUUACAAUCACCUGGGUGGAAGCAUUCUGGAUGACAUCGGCCGCCUCACGACCCUUGAACUUUUUCAAGCAGGUGCCAAUUGUCUUACAGGUGCAAUUCCUAGCAAGCUGUACAACAUCUCAUCAUUGCAAAAAUUCUAUGUGGCUGAAAAUAAGCUGCAAGGAAGCAUUCCAACUGAUAUGGGCAUCACGCUUCCUAGUCUUCACACCCUCGUAUUGGGUGGCAACCAGUUUGAUGGACCCAUUCCAACUACACUGGCAAAUGCCUCAGGACUUGAACUCAUUUGCAUUCCAGAUAAUCAUUUUAGUGGAAGGGUGCCAUCUGAGCUGGGAAGGCUACCAGGCCUUUACCUUCUUAAUGUAGAAAAGAAUCACCUGGAAGCAGGAGAUGCCAAGGGGUGGGAAUUUCUCGACUCUCUCACAAACUGCAGCCAGUUAACGGAGUUGGCACUCGACGACAAUAUGCUAGGAGGCAUGUUGCCCAACUCAGUAAUCAACCUCUCUUCACAGCUCCAAGUAUUGGCUCUGGGAGGAAACCAUAUAUCAGGGAGAAUCCCACAUGGAAUUGAAAACCUAGCCAAACUACAGAUGCUUGCUUUCGAGUAUAACCUUUUCACUGGGGCUAUUCCAGAAAGCAUUGGGAACCUUGCAAGGCUAGUGAUGUUGAGCUCAUCUUUUAACAGGUUUACAGGACAGAUUCCAUUCUCCCUAGGCAAUCUCACACUACUGACUAAACUCUGUUUGGACCAGAAUAACCUGCAAGGCCCCAUACCUCAAAGUCUUGGAAACCUGCAACACCUAUCAACCUUGGACCUCUUUGCCAAUCAUCUUAGUGGAACCAUACCCAAAGAGAUUUUGAGCCUUCCCGCCUUGUCCCUUUAUCUAAAUUUAUCUGACAAUUUAUUGGAUGGAUCCCUCCCUCUAGAGGUCGGGAGAUUAAAGAAUCUCCAUGCUCUAGAUAUUUCUAGGAACAUGCUGUCUGGUAAUAUUCCCAGCACACUUGAUGACUGUGAGAUCUUGGAGUACUUAUAUCUGGGUAACAACUUGUUCCAAGGGACAAUUCCCAAAUCCUUGGGCAACAUGAGAGGCCUUCGGGAAUUAGAUCUCUCACAUAACAAUUUAACCGGGCCUAUUCCAACAUUUCUAGAGGAGUUGAAACAACUGCAAAUGUUGAAUUUGUCUUUCAAUCAUCUCGAAGGUGAAGUGCCAGUAAAGGGGGUCUUUAAAAAUGCUACUCAGGUUUCCAUCAAAGGAAAUAGUCGGCUCUGUGGGGGUGUUCCAGAAUUACAUUUGCCCGCAUGCCCAGGAAAGUCAUACAAAAAGAGAAAGUGGCCUCUGCUACUGAAAAUAGUGUUUCCAAUAGCUGGUGCAGUCCUGUUUAUGAUCCUUCUAUUCUUCCUUUUUACCCUUCCACAGAAACGGAAGUUGAAAAAUAAUGCUCCAAUUGUAUCUCCAUUGGAAGAUCAAUUCCCUAGAGUUUCUUACAAUGAUCUGAUUAGAGCAACUGACGGAUUCUCUUCCACUAAUCUCAUUGGCAGAGGAGGGUAUGGUUCUGUCUAUAAAGGCAUCUUGAGUCCUCAUCAAACUAUUGUUGCUGUGAAGGUUUUCAACCUUCAAAAUCGAGGAGCUUCAAAGAGUUUUCUAGCUGAAUGUGAGGUUCUGAGAAGUGCUCGACAUCGAAAUCUUGUCAAGGUCAUGACUUCCUGCUCAAUGGUUGAUUUUAGAGGCCACGAUUUCAAAGCUCUGAUUUUUGAGUUCAUUCCUAAUGGAAGUCUAGAGAAAUGGUUACAUCCAAAAUUAGAUGGGCAUCAUCAUACAAAAAGCCUAAGCCUGCUUCAAAGGUUAAACAUAGCGAUUGAUGUGGCUGAUGCAAUCGAUUACCUUCAUAAUAAUUGUCAGCCAUCUAUUGCUCAUUGUGAUCUAAAGCCUAGCAAUGUACUCAUUGAUAAUGAGAUGGUUGCUCAUGUGGGGGACUUUGGUCUGGCGAGGUUCAUGUCUAAAGCUUCAACAAACUCGUUGGCGGACAAGAGUGGCUCAAUCCGGAUAAAAGGAACCUUUGGAUAUAUUGCCCCAGAAUAUGGUGCAAGUGGUCAGGUAUCUACUUCUGGUGACGUUUAUAGCUAUGGAAUCCUUCUCUUGGAGAUGCUUACCAGAAAGAGUCCUCUUGAUGAUAUGUUCAAAGAUGGCCUAAGCCUUCAAAAGUUUGUCAAGAUAGCUUUUUCUAAAAGAGUCAUGACAAUUGUGGAUCCGCUAAUGCCACUUCUGGAGGAUGAGAAUAAAACUCGUGAAUGCUUAAUAUCCAUGGCAAGAAUUGGUCUUUCUUGCUCAAAUGAAUCCGUGAGAGAAAGAUUGAAUAUAAGUGAUGUUGCCAUGACUAUGCGUAAAAUUAGGGAUGCCUGCCUUGGGACUCAAGUUCAUUAGAAGAUCUGGUGAAGCUUAAGUGGAAGGUAAAGUCUGUCUUGGUAUCUUUCCUCCAGUAACUGUUAAGUUGCAGCGUUUGGUGUUAUAAACCUAUUUCCUAGUGUUGAACUUCUUUGAGACUUGA
Messenger RNA from Elaeis guineensis (African oil palm), 2881 nucleotides. The record is from RefSeq and is a predicted model, not a curated record. Lineage: Eukaryota; Viridiplantae; Streptophyta; Magnoliopsida; Arecales; Arecaceae.